AGACAGGCGUUGGCAGCAGCCAAUCAAAGCCGGACGUUCGGCGGCUGUGGCGCGUGAGGCUAUAGGGGAAGGCGGGACGUCCGGCACAAUAUUGCAAAUCGAUGUGGUAGGUAAUCGAUGGGCAGUUACUUGUUUGUGGAACGGGAAUGGAGCUGCGAUCGUUGGCGUUGCGUUGAGGAAAACUCUGAUUAAGCCAGGAACGCGAGUCGCCGCUAACAUUUCAACCGCAUUCCCGUUCGCUUUGAUUGAGUUCCCCCUUCCCUUUUCAAAGGGGACGUGUUUUUUUUAAACGUAUUUAGAAAGAGGAGUCGGAUGGUUGCCACCGUGUGCGAGUUUUCCAAGCGCUGCUAGCGGGGCGCCGCGAGCGCUGACGUUGGGCCCGCGCGCCGGCCGCGGAGCGCGCACGCAGGCGCGUUCCCGCAGGAGCGCAGGAACAAAAACAAUUGGAGGAAAAACAGCGAGAGAGAGAGAGUGGGAGCUUGGGCGCCGAGCCGAAGAGAGGAGCGAGGCCAUGCGGCCUGCCUCGGGCACCCUGCCGCCCCCUGACCACCGCCGCUUCUGACACCGGCCGCCCCUCCCCACUCCCCCCUUGCCCUCCACCACGGGCGCAGGAGGGGGAAUCCAGUAGAGGAAGGAGGAGGAAGCAAGCGGACAUGGUGGAGGGGUCGGGACGGGGCAGUCCGGGCCUUCUGAUGGUGUCGCUGGGCGAAAGCUGGCACUGACCCCCCGUCCUCCCAACGCUGCAAUCAGGUUUCCAUCGGAAAGUAGGGCAGCUGAUCUUGGUGACUUCAAGUGAAUUGUGAGGAAUUGUGAAGUAAACUUUGUAGUUCUGGUGCCAUCAUUUAUGGCAAAGGGACUUGCUAUUAUUUGAAAGGAGGAGAGGUUGCUUAAGAAAGAAGCUAUUGGUGGAAUUGGAAAUUUGCUGUGGGAGAAGAACGUGCUGGGAAUCUAGGUUGAAGUGCAAAGUUUGGUUACUAACUACGUUGUGAGAGGAGCUGCUGGUGGAGUGUGCUGGCAAAACUGCUUCUACAAGUUUUCUCACCGCUAAGGAUGCUGCCUCCAGCUGAGUUAUGACUGCUCGAGUGCUGGCAGGGCAAUGGUACUUCAACCAAGUAACCACCCUUCAUGUGUGAGCUUAAGCAAUGAUUGGCAGCGGGCUGCAUGACAGGUAUGGCCUCACAACUGCAAGUGUUUUCACCAAUGUCAGUAAAGUCCAGUGCCUUUUGCAGCGUGAAGAAAUUGAAAGUGGAGCCCUCCAACUGGGAUGCAACGGGUCAGAGCUGCACUGUAAAACAUUACAAUCAGAGCAAGAAUCCACCAGUGACUCAAGGACAAGCAAAUCUGCCCCAUCAGGCAUCAAACAGUGUGGUUGUUUAUGAUCAGAGUUUGCACCUCACCACCGCCUCCGGGCUGAUUCCAGUUACGAGUGCAGACAGUGGGGCCUGUACAGCAGCACUGUCUGUGGGAUCUUCGAACGGAGUGCAGAGUUUGACACGCAGAAGCACAGUGACACUGUUGGAUACCUACCAAAAAUGUGGGCUCAAGAGGAAAAGUGAGGAAAUUGAAAGUAGUGGCAGUGUACAAAUAAUUGAGGAACACCCACCUCCGAUGCUUCAGAACAACACUGGCAGGACUGCGGUGGGUACUACUGCCACCACCACAUCAACUGUAACUUCAAAGAACGGCAGUUCCACUAAUGAAGGGGAUUAUCAAUUGGUCCAGCAUGAAAUACUUUGCUCAGUGACAAGCAGUUAUGAGGUGUUGGAAUUUCUUGGUCGGGGCACUUUUGGACAAGUGGUGAAAUGCUGGAAAAGGGGCACCAAUGAAAUUGUAGCUAUUAAGAUUUUGAAAAACCAUCCCUCCUAUGCACGACAAGGGCAGAUUGAAGUGAGCAUUCUAAAUCGAUUAAGCACUGAAAAUGCUGAUGAUUACAACUUUGUUCGAUCCUAUGAGUGUUUUCAACACAAGAAUCACACCUGCUUAGUUUUUGAGAUGCUGGAGCAGAACUUGUAUGACUUCCUUAAACAAAACAAGUUUAGUCCUUUGCCGUUGAAAUAUAUUCGACCAAUUCUGCAGCAGGUGGCCACAGCUUUAAUGAAACUAAAGAGCCUUGGUUUAAUUCAUGCUGAUCUGAAACCAGAGAACAUCAUGCUUGUGGACCCUACCCGGCAGCCUUACAGGGUGAAGGUCAUAGACUUUGGUUCAGCCAGUCAUGUUUUAAAAGCAGUUUGUUCCACGUAUUUGCAGUCUCGAUAUUACAGAGCUCCUGAAAUCAUCCUUGGGCUACGAUUCUGUGAAGCUAUUGACAUGUGGUCUCUAGGUUGCGUUAUUGCAGAGAUGUUUCUGGGAUGGCCAUUGUAUCCAGGUGCAUCGGAGUAUGAUCAGAUUCGCUACAUUUCCCAAACACAAGGUUUACCUACUGAAUACUUGCUAAGUGCAGGGACGAAGACCACAAGGUUUUUUAACAGAGAUCCGGAUUCAGGAUAUCCAUUGUGGAAACUCAAGACACCAGAAGAACACGAGUUGGAGACGGGGAUCAAAUCAAAGGAAGCAAGGAAGUAUAUUUUCAACUGUUUGGAUGAUAUGGCUCAGGUGAACAUGCCAAAUGAUUUGGAGGGAACAGACAUGUUGGUUGAGAAGGCAGAUCGGAGGGAAUAUAUUGAUUUGUUGAAGAAAAUGUUGACAAUAGAUGCUGACAAGAGGAUUAAUCCGUUAAAAACCUUGAAUCACCCAUUUGUUACCAUGACACAUCUGCUUGACUUUCCUCAUAGCAAUCAUGUGAAAUCCUGCUUUCAAAACAUGGAGAUUUGCAAGCGGCGAGUCAACAACUAUGAAACUGUAAACCAGAAUAAAAGCCCAUUUAUUGCACAUGUUGCACCAAACACAAGCACAAACUUGACAAUGGCCUUCAACAACCAACUCAACACCAUGCACAAUCAGGCCAACACCCUGGCUCCUACCUCCACAGCAGCAACACUUUCACUGUCCAGUACAGAUGUAUCUCUGCUUAAUUAUCAAUCUGCACUCUACCAGCCUCCAGCAGCACCUGUGGCGGGUGUUGCACAAGCAAGCAUGCCACUGCAGGCUGGAACAACACAACUGUGUGCACAGGCUGACCCUUUCCAGCAAGCCCUCAUUGUGUGUCCACCUGCAUUUCAAGGGCUACAAGCAUCUGCAAAACAUUCUGGGUUUUCUGUUCGAGUCGAAAAUGCAGUGCCUGUGGUACCACAGGCACCAGCUGCACAGUCAAUUCAAAUUCAGCCAGGUGUUCUUGCUCAGGGCAGCUGCACACCGCUGAUGGUGGCCACUCUACAUCCUCACGUUGCCACUGUUGCUCCGCAGUACGCGGUCCCUUUUACCUUGAACUGCGCAGCCGGCCGGCCUGCGCUGGUCGAUCAGACGACCACAGUACUGCAGGCAUGGCCUGGAGGAACCCAACAAAUUUUGCUGCCGUCAACUUGGCAACAGUUACCUGGGGUAGCUGUCCACAACUCUGUGUCACAUGCAACUGUGAUACCAGAAACAAUGGCUAGUACUCAACAGCUAACAGACUGGAGGAAUGCACAUUCACAUGGAGGCCAGUAUAAUGCCAUUGUGCAGCAGCCUUCGUUAUUAGCUGGUCAUGUAACCCUGGCUGCACAGCCCCUGAAUGUUGGUGUUGCUCAUGUGGUACGCCAGCAGCAAAACUCCAGAUCUUCCUCCAAAAGGAAUAAGCAAAUGCAUAAUACAAGGAAUGUUCCUUUGUUGGAUGUCACUCCUUCCCAAACAUAUAUGGUGGUUCAAAGCAGUCCAGCAAGUGCACCCUCCCCAUACUGCAGCACAACACUUGAUCAUCAGCGACAGACCAUCGUGAUUCCUGAUACACCGAGUCCUGCUGUCAGUGUAAUAACCAUCCGUAGUGACACAGAUGAAGAGGAAGAAACUAAGCAGAAACUUGGGAGCUCUGAUGUGAAACAGAGAUCAAACGUCAUCAGUUAUGUAACUGUGCAUGAUUCAUUGGAAUCUGAUUCCUCAAACAGUAAUAGUCCAUAUCCAUGUGAACGGCCUCGAGCAACACAGGUUAUCAGUAGUACACAGGACUUGCCUAAAAGAAGCAUGGAUACUUGUCAUAAUUCUGGAUCUCGUACAAUUAUCGUACAGCCUUUGAAGGCACAAGCCAGUGAAAGUAUGGGGGAGAGCAGCAGUUUGUCAGGCUUUUUCACAAAUGUCUAUAAGGCUAAAACAGGCAUGCCUGUGAGUGGACAGAGUUCAAGCUCAACUACACCAACAAUGUACCGGCAACGGCAGCCUCUGAACCUCAGUCAGGCCCAGCAGUCUGUCUCUCAAGAGCGAAGUGUGAAUCCUGCUCCCCGCAGGCAACAGGCUUAUGUGGCUCCCACUCUUGCCCAGGCUCCUUAUUCUUUCCAGCAUAACAGUCCAACACAUCCAGGUGUUCAUCCCCACUUGACAGCAGUGUCUGCUCCUGCACACCUUUCAGGACAACCCCACAUGUAUACCUACACGCCAACUGCUGCUGCUUUGGCAACCUCCAGUUCCAUGGCCCACCUUUUGAACCAACAGAGCUCCUCCAGACACGCCAUGCAGCAAGCAACGUACGCAGCACAUCCAACCAGUUUCCUCCAACAGGUGCCAGUCAGCAUGGGUCCUAGCCUUCUGCCCUCUGCCAGCGUUACUGCCAGCCAGUACCAGCAUCCAUUUGCCACCCAGUCGUAUAUUAAUGCCUCCCGGGCUCCUACUCUUUAUGCUGGCUAUCCACUUAGUCCCACUAAAAUAAAUCAGUAUUCUUAUCUGUAGCAGUCAUUUGCGAAUGUGCUGUGCUACUGUAUGAGAUCUAGACAAAUCCAGUUUUGUAUGAAGGAGGAGUGCACUUCGUUCCAAUCAUCAGAACUCUUCUGUGGUGUUUCUGUUUUGCUUCUGAACUGGGUCACGUGUCUACAGAACAUCCAUCAGCAAGGAGACUUGGUUUUUAACCCUUUUUUCUAUAAGGGUGUGGAAAUAGACCACAUUUUAAUUAUAUUUUACAAUGAUCUUCAAAUAAUUUUCAAAACCUACAGAAUUGCUGUUUGUUUUAAAUUUACUGUUGCUUUAUUUUAGCCAGCUCUUUGCCUAAACACACUGAUGAAUCUGCUACUUGAAAUGGGUUUAUGCUGCUGAAAGUGUUAAUACUAUUGCUUAGGAAGUUAAUGCAUUUUUUUUCUAGGCCUAUUAUAUAAUAGUGAGUAAUGGGUGUUCUGAUUGGUUUGGACGUUGCAUUGAAUACUGAACCAAUCCUGACUUUCAUAACUCAUUAAUAAACAUCUUCAAACACAUCAUUGUUUUAAGAUGUUUUGGACCAUUUUGAGAGGGCUUCAAACUUACAGAAAUAAUGUUAUUUUUAAAUAGUGCACAAAAUACUUUGAAAUAUCACUUUUAUUAUAUUGUAAGCAACAUUAAUUUUGUAUUAAUUUAGAUUUCUUAAAGUAUUGAUUUUCUGAGCAGUAAAAUGUUUAAUUAAGUGUUAAAAAUGAGAAUUAGGAACAUUACCUGCUCUUGUAUGAAAUUAUUUCUUUAAACAUUUCACCCUGCAGUGAUAUAUUGAUGGACUACCGUCCAUGCAAGAUGAAUGAGCUUUACCUAAAGCUGCAGGAUUAAGAGCUGUUUAAUCACUGUUUCAGUGAAACAGUUAUAACCGGUGGCUUCUGUAAACUCUACUUGCCUGUGUCAUCAUAUUGAUCGAUGACUCUAGAGAUCCCAAUGCCAUGGUCACUGCUGGAUUACGGGGAAAAAAUGACUAAAUGAUUCCAAGUCAUUCAUGCUUUAGUUUUUGUGAAAGAUGAGGGAAUAUUGUAAUUGUACAGCACAAGCUAUACCAUCACUCUAAACGAAACGUGGUAUUAUAGUGGCAUAUUCUGCUACCUACAUCACUGCUUCAAUCCUUGUUCUGUCUAACUGUCAUUUAAGUGUCAUUAGUGAAGUUUUGCAUAAUUGAAAAUAAUUGUGUUCACAUCCUAUGUCUUUAAAUUAUAUCCAGAAUUGUGUUUUAGAGCCAUGGCUCCAUGGCUUAAUUGUUCCCUUAAUAUCACACAGGAUUAAAAAUGUGUUGCUCAUCAUCUCACUGUUUAUAGAACUUCAUCACUAAAAUCUUUGGUAUUGGAAUGUUGGGUCAGUUAUGCUUGUGCAAGACAAUGUUAUUACUGUUAAAAUAUCUUGUGUAUGUUAAGGUCUAGUUAGAUUAAUUUCAGCAAGUAGUACAGCUUUAGCAUCAGGGCUGCAAAAGCAAGACAUGUGACUCUGAGCUUCCAGUGGAAUUAGCUACAACAGUCUUUGGAAUAAGUAAAUUAUGAUACUUGAAUUCUGUACUUCUAGUAAUUCAACUUUUAGCUCCUUUAUCAUCUAGAAGAUUUUUAUUUUACAUGUUUAUUAUUUUACAGUACAUUAAAUUAAAGCAUGUUGGAAUGUACAUGCAAUGUCUUUAGAUACACUUUGGGUCUUUUAAUUGUAGCACUGAUGAAAAAGAAAUUGCGUUUUUGAAAGAAGUGAUUGCAGAACAGGCAUCAUCUGUGUGUUCUGAAUGGGUGUAGUUCUUUGACUCAGUUUUUGCACAGGUGUGAAUGUUGUGGGGGGUUUAUUUGAUGAGUCCUUUCCCCUAGAUAGUGCCUUAACAAAUUUUUACAUAGUGCAUUGAAUAAUACUUUUACACUGUGCUUUAGAAAAUCCCAACUUGCUACAGUUAGAACAUUGGACUUGUGUGUGCACGGAACACCUCUGGAGAGUACAAAACAGUGAUGGGACAGUAGCACAGGAGAGGGUAUUGUGCUGUUGAAACUGAUUUUAAAUCUUUGUCUUUUAAAAAGUAAAAUCAGUUGACUAUUUUAAAGUUUGUUUUAGUUUAGGAAAGGGAGAUAACAUUUGAAACAGUAUUUUUGUUUCUCUUUUGAAGUUAUUUUUCUUUUUGUUUGGCACAUAUAACCAUGCUCCUUUUAAUACUGCAAGCUACUUAGAAUGUGAAAAUGCAUGUAUCCAUGUACUGUCCUUUAUAAUUUUAAUUGCAGUGGUAUGGUUGAGCAUAUCAUAAUUGUGUGAGGGUAGUGCAGUAUUUUGAUUUGUUUUGAGUUUAUGGACAAGGAAAGUUAUGUGCAAUUAGCUUUAGGUGAUUGUGGUUCUUCUAGAUGGGUAUUUUUAUUUUAUUAUUUUUCAAUAGUUUGUGGAUGCUUACAUUCCUUGUGGCAGUAUGAUGCUAUUUUGAGUAAACCCUUUGAACGCAACUGUCCAGAUUUUGGUUUCAUGCAGGCAAACCGCCUGUAAAGCACAUAUUCAUCACACCAAAGAAAAGCCUAUUUAUUCUGCCUCAUUUCCAGGGCAUGGAAUAAGUUGUAUUGCUGAACAGAUAUGCAAGUAUUUGUUGAUCAUUAUUUACAAAUCUUUUUUGAAAAAAAAAACAUUUAACAGCCUAAAUGUUCUUGCUUGCAGUAAGUUGCUUUGUGCAGAUUGCAUUUGAGAGUAAUUAGCACACUACUUCCACUAUCUGCUGUUCAAAGUGUUUAUAUAAGCUAUCUGUGUUUUAUAAUGUUUUAAGCUCUUAUUUCAUGCCCUGAUUCAUAAGGUUUCAAGGGGUUGAUGUCUGUUUGGAGAUCUUCCAGAGAACUGGCUUUCCGAGAAAUGGCUUAUGUUGAAUACCUCUGGUGUUGUGAAACCUAUCUUGCAAGCAAAUAGUGUUUUUGCAGGUGUUUCUGUACAAUAGGUUGUAAUUCUAUGUAUACAUUUGGAGAGCACAGGUCUAUAUUAGCAUUUAUCACAGAUAAAUGAUGAGCUGAUAGAAAUGAGGGUUUACAGAAAAGCACUAGCCUGCUGAUUCAGAUGUUUUUUAAAUUCAAUUUCUAACAUGGAACAAACAUUCCACCAAUACUUAUGUACCAGGUAACGAUUUCUACAGCUUUUUUUAACAGAAUGUUCCACCUUCUGGACCUUUCAGAUAUCUGAAUUAUUGAAACGUGCUUUCUAUUGUAAUCUUGAUUGUAUAAAGCAAACCAAACUGUGGAUAGAGUAACUGGUGCAUUGCUUUCCCUGGCCCAAGCAUAUUAUAUGCUCAGUAUUUGGCUUCAGCACUGUUUGCACACAUCUUCAGCAGGGAUGGGAGAAUUCUCAAGCUCACCAAAAUCUGCAUAUAAAGUUAGUGUAGGUUAAUUUGAUUCAUUUAAACUUGUGGGGAAAUGGGUGGUUAUUCAAAUUUGAUGAAAACUAUUUUUUCAGAAGUGAAUUUUCACUGCUGCUUCAUGUGAGACAGAUUUUGAUCAAUGGCAUAAACUCACUGCCACAUUUAUCCCCAUCUUUGCCUGCCCGAAAUCCCUGGAUGGUGCAGCAUCUGCAAUUUAGAGAAAACAUUUAUAAAUUGUGAUUUCUCAUUGGAUUUUUGACAAUAGUUCACUUUUAUUACUACCAUUACUCUGAUGCUCAUAAUUUGGCAUUUCAUGGUCCUGCUGUAUUGUAUUUGUGUUUUAUUGGUGCAUUUUAAUAAUUUUUGGCCUCAUAAAAUGUAAGUUUGUUUUUAAACUUGCAUUUAUGAUCCUAAGCUUCAAAGUAAAUCUCAAGAUCUAUGGCCAAGCAAAUUGUAUUCUUUUAUUGUUAGGAUUGGGAAAUGCAUUUGCUACAAAUGUAGAUUUGUGCAGUCUUGUUAUCCUGGCCACAAACUGAGCUGCACCAGUUCCAUGGAGCAGAGGAAAGUACUUGUGACUUGUAGUUAAUUUUGCUGUUCAUUAUUAUUGGUUGCAGGCAUUGGAUACUCUUGCUAUGUUGGACUUUUGCCCAAUUCUGUGUUAAUGUGUUCAAACCUGCUGUGAGAUCCUUGAUGGUAAAACUCAUUGGGAUUUCCUGGUGGGUUGCACAAAAUUAGAAGUUCGAUUUUAUUUAUGAAAGCAUUUGCCCAAGGAAUGAUGCUGGUUUUAACCAUAAAUGCAGAUCAUACAGAUCUGUAGAUAGAUUUGCCAGUGUCCUUGCACCUUUACUAAUUUGUAACAAUUAUUUUUGUCAAAUAUUAUGUAAGGAAACCAUCUGUAUCCUGUGUAAGUCAUUUAAUGUAUAUUUAAAGAGAUAGGCGCCCACACUGGUUGUAUUUAAAAUGACUGUUGUGAUCUAAGUAACACCUGAAUGAAGGUGUCAUAGUCCACCUUUGAAUGGAUACAGUUCCCUUUUUUGGUAGGGAAGAAUGAAGGGAUUGGGAUUUAAACCAAGACUAAUCAUGAAUAAUUUCAAGCUAAUUAUGCAGCCAAUUGAUUUUUUUUUUAAUUUUUGAAAUCAUUACUACAACUUUAAGUUCAACUGAUCAUUUCUAAAGAUCCAAGUUUGCUGCACUGAUUCAAACAAAAUUUUUCAGGAUUUUUGUUUCGCAUAACCUGUGUAGGGCUGCAAAAGCACUGUCUCUUUAAAAUCUAUAUAAACAGUAUAUAUUUAUAGGGUUGACUUAUAUGGUUACAUAUGGGUGUGUCAUUAUUUACUGUUGGCUGGAGCAUGUUCUCAUUAUUUUGCUGUACGUGUCUGCAUUUAUUAAUGCUAAUCAUAUGUGGGUGAACCUUAGUGUUUUUUUAAUAGUAUGAUUGUAGCGAAUGCAACAAUUGUUAGUAGCAUAUUUGGCUUGUAUCAUUGAUAUUGCUAUAAUAGGUUAUUUGACUGGUUUGUAUAAUGUUAUUUGCUACUCUAGUUCUUGUACGAACUGCGGUUUCUUACUUUUUGAUAUAGCUAUGUGAUUAUCACAUGUAAUGUGUAGGCAGCUCAUAGAAAUUAUUGAUUUUUCUAUGGUAGUCUGGCAGUUAAACUGUAGAGGUUAUUGUAAAAUAAUAAAUUUAACAAAAGAAAGAGAUUAUAGUUAUUUAAAAAAAAAGUUCAUAAUACUAACUUUAAACUGGGAAAAGGGGUCCAUUGUGAUGAAACUGUUUUAUCUUGUAAUUCACUGUUUUAUUGUCUUUGGUUUCCAAAGUAGCUUGUCUUCUGAUUGAAGUAUUUUCUACAUAUGUUAAAAAUGCAUUGAGUUAUCAAUAAAAUGGGCUACAUUUGUGUA
This is a messenger RNA of Hypanus sabinus (Atlantic stingray), 10030 nucleotides long. RefSeq names its product homeodomain-interacting protein kinase 1-like. The transcript has 18 exons. Gene Ontology annotation, biological process: peptidyl-serine phosphorylation; smoothened signaling pathway; intrinsic apoptotic signaling pathway in response to DNA damage by p53 class mediator. Gene Ontology annotation, molecular function: protein tyrosine kinase activity; ATP binding; protein serine/threonine kinase activity. The record is from RefSeq and is a predicted model, not a curated record. Gene Ontology annotation, cellular component: PML body; cytoplasm; nucleus. NCBI's taxonomy places the organism in Eukaryota, Metazoa, Chordata, Chondrichthyes, Myliobatiformes, Dasyatidae. Bases 1162 to 4794 code for a protein of 1210 amino acids.